UGCCAUCACUAGAGGUCACUCUUGGAAUUGGUUUUGUUUACCUUUCGCCCAGUUUCAACUUUUCGGUGGUUUUCGAGCGGUCAAGUGGCUGAGAGGAGUCGCGGCGUGAAUUGUGCGAAGGACCGAGUUCGAAGGACGCCAGUGGUUUUGCCGGAGUUUGCCGAACUUUUCGAGCGUGCAUGUGUGUGUGUGUGGGUGCCUGGAGCCUUAAAAAAAGAGGAAGCAAAUUAACGGUAAAACGGAGGCGAAGGUAAAGAGCAAGCAGGACGGCUAUAGCAAAUGUGGUGGGCCAAGAGGUGGGUAAACUAAAAGGAGGGAGGAAAAGGAUAAGGAUCCAAUCGAACAACGACUCACAACGAAACUUUCUUCGGGCCGGGCGAUAGAAGCCGAAUAUUCAACAAAUUCCCCAAGCUGGCCAUGUAGUACAGUGAACUACCAGUAAGAGCAACAGCAAUUUAACGAACAACAACACCGAGGUGCCCUUAGACAAUCUAUUCGUACAACAGAAACAACAAAAUCAACUAACAACAAAUUGAAAUUGAUAACUGCCGAUUUUUGAACUGACAAUAAAACUAAGCGCAACCGUUUAAAACCAAGGAACCAAAGUAAAUCCCAUUUAAUCAGUGGAAAAAAAGGAAGAGGAGAAAUAAACAAACAGGAAAAAUGGGACGCAAAGUGACCGUGGCGGUGUCCACACUGAACCAAUGGGCUCUGGACUUCGAGGGGAACAUGGUGAGGAUAUUGCAGUCCAUCCUGGAGGCCAAGGACAUGGGCGCCAGCUAUCGGACGGGGCCUGAGCUGGAGGUUUGUGGCUACAGCUGCGAGGACCACUUCCGGGAGCCGGACACAUUUCUGCACUCGUGGGAGGUGCUGCUGGAGGUGAUGAUGUCGCCGAUGUGUGAGAACAUGCUGGUGGACGUGGGCAUGCCGGUGAUGCAUCGCAAUGUGGCCUACAACUGCCGGGUGGCGUUCUUCAACCGCCAGAUCCUGCUCAUCCGGCCCAAGAUGGCCAUGUGCGACGAUGGGAACUACAGGGAGUCGCGUUGGUUCACCGCCUGGACGAAGAACCAGCAGACGGAGGAGUACGUCCUGCCGCGCAUGAUUGCCCAGCACACGGGUCAGCAGACGGUGCCCAUCGGGGAUGCCGUGAUAGCCACCAGGGACACCUGUCUGGGCUACGAGAUCUGCGAGGAGCUGUGGAAUGUGCGCAGCAAGCACAUCGAGAUGUCGUUGGCCGGCGUGGAGCUGAUCGUCAAUAGCUCCGGCAGCUACAUGGAGCUGCGAAAGGCCCACAUCACCUCCGAUCUCAUCCGGAAUGCCAGCUUCAAGGCCGGCGGAGCCUAUCUGUUUAGUAAUCUUCGCGGCUGCGAUGGCCAAAGGGUGUACUUCAAUGGCUGCUCGGCCAUUGCCCUGAACGGCGAGAUCUUGGCCCGGGGUCAGCAGUUCGCCCUGCAGGAUGUGGAGGUCACGCUGGCCACCAUCGAUCUGGAGGAGAUUCGUGCCUAUCGGGUGAGCAUGCGAUCGCGCUGUUCGGCUGCCGCAAAUGCACCGGAUUACCCAAGGAUCCACUGUGACUUCGAGAUGUCCACGCACAGUGACAUCUUCAAGACGUCGACGCCACCGCUGAAUUGGCCCAUCCACACACCGGAGGAGGAGAUCGCCCUGGGACCGGCCUGUUGGCUCUGGGACUACCUGAGGAGAUCCGGUCAGGGUGGAUUCUUUUUGCCCCUCAGCGGCGGCGUGGAUUCUAGUAGCUCCGCCACCAUAGUGCACUCCAUGUGCAGGCAGAUCGUGCAGGCUGUGCAGCUGGGCGAUGCCCAGGUGCUCCACGACAUCCGUUUGAUCCUGGGCGAUACGGACUAUACGCCGGAUAAUGCCGCCGGAUUGUGCAACCGACUGCUGGUCACCUGCUACAUGGGCAGCGUGAAUAGCAGCAAGGAGACGAGGCGGAGGGCCACUCAAUUGGCCAGCCAACUGGGCAGCUACCACAUCGAGAUCAGCAUCGACUCGGCGGUGAAUGCCCUGUUGAGCAUAUUCAAUGCCGUCACCGGGCUGACACCGCGAUUCCGUACGCAGGGCGGCUGUGCCCGCCAGAAUCUGGCGCUCCAGAAUAUGCAGUCGAGGAUUCGCAUGGUGCUGGCCUACAUCUUCGCCCAGCUGAUGUUGUGGGUGCGGAACAGGCCGGGUGGCCUGCUCGUCCUGGGCUCCGCCAAUGUGGAUGAGUCGCUGCGCGGCUACCUCACCAAGUACGACUGCUCCUCGGCGGACAUCAAUCCGAUUGGCGGUAUAUCUAAGAUGGAUUUGCGAAGAUUUCUCACCUACGCCAAGGAUAAGUUCAACCUGCCCGUGCUGGAGUCGAUCAUCGAUGCCCCGCCCACCGCCGAACUGGAACCGCUGCAGGAGAACGGGGAGCUGCAGCAGACGGACGAGCAGGACAUGGGCAUGACCUAUGCGGAGCUCUCCCAGUAUGGGCGCCUGCGCAAGCAGUCCUUCUGCGGCCCGUACAGCAUGUUCUGCCGCCUGGUGGCCACCUGGAAGGGCGACCUCAGUCCCAAGGAGGUGGCCGAGAAGGUGAAGCACUUCUUCCGCUGCUAUGCCAUCAAUCGGCACAAGAUGACCGUGCUGACGCCGUCGGUGCAUGCGGAGAGCUACAGUCCGGAUGACAAUCGGUUCGACCAUCGCCCCUUUUUGUAUCGGCCCAACUGGAGCUGGCAGUUUAAGGCCAUCGACGAUGAGGUGGACAAACUGCAGCCGAUCUACACGCCCUCGUCGGGACAACUGCGUCCCAGCAGCGAGGACCUGCUGCUGUCCACCCAGCGAUCCUUCCCUGGGGACGACUCCAAGCACUCCUCGCCCCUGUCCUCGGCCUCCAUCGCCUCCAUCGAUGUGGGCAUUUCCACGGCGGCGGUUCCGCUGCCAGGAGCCGCUGCCCCCGGCGGCCUCUCCAAGAAGCCGAGCGGCUACUCUAAGGUGCACGUGAAUGUGCUUGGCAAGAUCAAGGACCGCACCGGCAUUCCUGUCUAGGAACAACAUACUCGCAAAGCACUGGAAAUAUACAAUGUCUUUUUUUUUUAUCAGCACAGCUUGAUGUCUUUUGCUGCCCUCAGUGAGAAGUCAUAGGGUUUUCCCCAUUUGUUUAACUAUGUGCCUUCUAUUGGUCGUAAAAUGUUUUCCCCUAUGUAUUUUAUAGAUAAAUGUUUCCUUAAAUUGUUUGACAUAUGUAUUAACCCCCAUAUUAUUGGGAUAAAAAAUUAAAUUCCAAAGAAGUUCUAACCCCUUAAUUGCUAAAAGUUUUAGAUUUAGUUAUUUUGAUCAAGUCUCUGUAACAUUAUAACCUUAUGUAAGAAUUACAUUUCUUAAUAAUUUCAGUGAAAGAUUGAACCAAAAUCACAAAUUUGGAAUUGAAAAAAGGAAUUUAAUACCAUUGUAUCUUAAAUAUUGGUCGUUCAUGUAACUAAAUAUAAAGAAAAAAUACUUAAGCUCCAUUUAAUCUUACCAUUAUUUGCAUGUCAUAUCCAGCACUUGACAGACUAUGCUUGGCAAACCACUAAAUACAUAGCUUUACUAUAAAACCGCAGCAAAAGGCAUUAUCCUGUAUAUAUACAAAAUCCAUAUGCGUAGGCUUAGGCGUAGUCAUAUUAGAGCGUCAUCCUUCUAGAUCACAUUUUUUUGAAAUCCCCUUCGAUGUAGUCGGCCUUUGCAACGUCUUUUCCGGUUUGCCUUAUCUUAAAGUCUUUAAUCUUGUCUAAUGCUCAAGUAAAAAACUGGACAAACUUUUUGUCUCUCUGUCCAAACGAUUUGUACAACAAUCUUAAACAAAUAACUAGGCAAAUCCUUUGCCACACGUUUUGUUAGAUAUAUAACUAUUUUUUUCUGGCCUUACAAACAAUUAUUACUCGUUGUGUUGUUGGUUGUGUGCAGUGCGUGUGAAGAAGAAGAAUAUUUGUAAAAGCCCCAGCCUUAUAAAAUAUGCUUAUCAGCCACAAUUAUUAUUCUAAAAUUACGGAUUAUUCAGUUAUUGGCUACAUUACUUAUUACAAUGUAUCCAUUGGAUAAAACAUUGAUAUUAAUAUGAUUUCUCCGUUAAGUGAAAUUUAUUUCUCCUAAAAACUCUACACAAAACAUGAAAUAAAAUAUCACAACUAACAAAGUUAUUAUUUUUUCAAGAAUAACACCAUUAAAACGCACUGUAUGUUUAAUAAUUAAGACAAAUUCGUUUUUUCUAUGGUUACAAUAUAUUAUAAAAAAUAUUAGGAACGUCAAUUAUAUAAUCUGUGGACAAAAACAUAUAUUCGAUAUCAUAGCUCGCUACUGUUUGCCUAAGAAACUCGAUUGAUUAUCGCUUAGGAAAAGUGAGGCGCUUUAGAGAUCAUAUGCUAGUUAGUCCUUUUUGGGUACUCAUAAACUAUUUUUUUGUGUACACCUAAACAAAAAUAUUUAAACACUUCAAAAUCAAAGCUAUAAUAAACUUUUGAAUUGAAACUGUUUUCUAUAAUCGCAGUUUAAUUCAGAUCAGAUCAUUAUUAUCAGCUACCAUCUUUUUGGAAACCAUAGUUAUAUACUUUUGUUGUUAAAUAAACUAAGAACAUGAAAACAAUUUAAAUUGUAUUGGUUUUCUGAAUCGAAGAACCGACUUUAAAUUUAGUUAUAAGAAUUUAAGGAUUAUGUAAAAUUACUUAAAUUUUACAGACACUGUUGGGAGAUUUGAUAUAUUUGGUUUUUAGAAAUGCAUGUAGAUUUAUAGCACAUUGUGAAUUUGAACACUCGCAUCGGUUCGAUUAAAUGGAACACUGAUUAUACACCUCUGUAGAAGGAAAAAA
Drosophila subpulchrella is the source of this 4820-nucleotide messenger RNA. It is a transcript of the gene Nadsyn, whose product is annotated as glutamine-dependent NAD(+) synthetase. Gene Ontology annotation, cellular component: cytoplasm. The record is from RefSeq and is a predicted model, not a curated record. NCBI's taxonomy places the organism in Eukaryota, Metazoa, Arthropoda, Insecta, Diptera, Drosophilidae. The transcript has 7 exons. Gene Ontology annotation, molecular function: glutaminase activity; NAD+ synthase (glutamine-hydrolyzing) activity; ATP binding. Bases 664 to 3024 code for a protein of 786 amino acids. Gene Ontology annotation, biological process: NAD+ biosynthetic process.